Molecule: messenger RNA, 1233 nt
Organism: Cyphellophora attinorum
Lineage: Eukaryota; Fungi; Ascomycota; Eurotiomycetes; Chaetothyriales; Cyphellophoraceae
Exons: 3
Coding region: 1-1233 (410 amino acids)
Source: RefSeq, a predicted model, not a curated record
AUGUCCGAUCACCAAGAGUUAUGCGUCGUUCUCACCGAACUCUACAGUCUCCUGGUCGACUUUGGAUACAUCGAUUCGGUCGAUAUUAGUUGGCCUCCACACACGGAAAACCCAUUACCUGUCGAUGAAUUCCAGAAAUGGGGCUACAGUCCGGCUGUGGUCGAGUUGCUUCAAGCGAUACCACGGCCCCGCAUAGCAUUCGCGUUGAAUGGUGACACAGAGACCAUCAACUAUCACGAUGAAGAGAACAUCAAAUACACUCGCGUUGCGCCAUUCUACGACGAGGAGCCCGACCUGGAAGACAGCGAAUACCCGACUCUGCCAGCACACCAAGUCGCAAUCACGGCAAGCAAUAAUAUCAAUGUUGGUACCAUCAUUCUGGACACACAUAACGGGCAGGCGGUGCGCUGGGUCCUUGUGAACGGGGACCUGGACGACUGGGACGAAUGGGGCGCAAAGGAUGCGAAAGACCUCUUCAAAGAGUUCAUCGAAAAAUACAAAUCGCUCGAAGAGAUUCCUCUCCGUGGCCGAGGCAUCAUCACCGAGAUCCACACUGAUCUCUAUCACAAUACCAAGAAGUUGCUUCUCGACUAUGGAUGGCCCGACAAGUUCAGAAAGGAAGAAUUUCUCGCGGGUUUCGACGACAACAUUCGAAGAUUGGAGGAAGAUGCUCGUCCGAAGGGACCGGUCGAGGACCCUGCUGUCGUUGCCGCGGAGGAGGAGGCCAUGCUCAUGCGCUACCUUCCGCAAGACCUGAAAGAACAAUACUUACGCGAUAAGGCCGAGAAACAGGCACAGAAAGCAAAUGUUCACGACCAUGACGUCGAGAUGGGUGGACAGGUCCCAAAGCCCGGAAACCAUGGAGCAGUCAGCGACGCGGCACAGGACGAGAUCCCAGAGCCUGCCCCAGAUACGGUUCCGGCACACCAUUUCGAUCGAGUCUUGCAAAUGCUCAGUACCGAUCCUGUCAAGAUCGCAGAACAAGAGGAUUUCUUCAUGCCAGGCCUGUCACUGGAGCAAAAACUGCGAUACGUCCGUAUCAAGGCCGAGAUUCAGGCAAUGGGAGCAGGCGAAGACGCGGCCACAGCAGCGAUAGAUGAGAACCUUCUCAUGCGCUAUCUAAGUCGGGAGCAGGAGGAGCAAUACUUACGCGACAAGUCCGAGAAAGAAGCACAGGAUGCCGUCGAAAAGGCCGCUAGAGAUGAAGCCAAGAAGCUCAAGGUGUCUGACUGA